Rhipicephalus sanguineus (brown dog tick) is the source of this 915-nucleotide messenger RNA. RefSeq lists its product as uncharacterized. Lineage: Eukaryota; Metazoa; Arthropoda; Arachnida; Ixodida; Ixodidae. Bases 1 to 915 code for a protein of 304 amino acids. The record is from RefSeq and is a predicted model, not a curated record. The transcript has a single exon.
AUGCAACAACUUGAGGAACUUGAAGAAGAAAAUGAGCACUCUGAACGAGAGCGCAACUAUUUCGCGGUCAUGGUGGCGCGGCUGAUGUUGCGCGAACGGUGUGUGUGGACGUAUGCACGGCCGGAGUCGUGGUUCGAGACCACGCUACCGCAUCUUCCCGCAAGUGCUUUCAGAGAAAACUUCAGGUUGGAUGUGAGCAGGUUUCGAUACAUCGUGAGUGUUUGCGGAAGCAUGGCACGGCUAGACACGAACAUGCGUAAAGCCAUUCCUCUGACGAAACGCGUCGCCAUUGGUCUGUACAGGCUGGCCACAUCUGCUGAAGAAAGAACAGUGGCGAACCUUUUUGGAGUCAGCAGGUCGUCGGUGAACAUCAUAUUCCGCGAGUUCUGCAAUGUAGUUGUGCGUCGCCUGGAGCCACGGUUUGUCCGAUUGCCAAGGGCGCAAGAACUGGUCGAGCACCUUCGCCAGUUUGCUGCUGUUGCCGGCUUCCCACAAGGAGUAGGUGCCCUCGACGGCUGUCAUAUUGAAGUUUGCCCGCCCCAGGAUCAUGCAUCAGAUUACUAUAACUACAAGGGAUGGUACAGCACCAUUCUAUUGGCUGUGGUGGACCACCAUUACAAGUUUAUGUACACUAAUGUGGGUUCACCAGGUCGGAUGCCUGAUGCAGCGGUGUUCGAGAGAUCUCAACUGCCAAAGCGUUUGGAAAGCGACCUCUUCAAAAUGGGAGGGAAGCAGAUCCAUGGAGUGGCAGUUGGGCCCGUCCUUCUUGCAGACCAGGCAUUCCCACUGCAACUGCACCUGAUGAAGCCUUAUGUAAGAGCAGGGUCCGACGGAUCGAGCACGAGAGCAUUCAAUUACCGACUGUCCAGUGCCAGACGAGUGGUCGAGAAUGCGUUUGGGCGACUGAAGGCUUGA